This is a messenger RNA of Dibothriocephalus latus, 954 nucleotides long. The record is from the annotation of a GenBank genome assembly. NCBI's taxonomy places the organism in Eukaryota, Metazoa, Platyhelminthes, Cestoda, Diphyllobothriidea, Diphyllobothriidae.
AUGUCCGAAGAGGCCGAUUCGCACGCGGAAAAUGCGUUGGCAGCAUGGGCAUGUUGGGAGGACUUGAGCGUUAAUGCUGGGGAUCCGAGAUGCUUGCAACUCCCAAGCCGCCUAUUUUUCCUUGACAGUUGUGGUUUCAUCGGUUUCGUAGACUACGACACCGACCUUCAUUGCCCCUCUCCGUCUUCCGCGAUAUUUCACGACGCGGACUCGCGCAUCAACUACGGCAUUAGCCUGGAAUCUUCCCGCCCUUUGCGUGGACCUCGAAAAUCCCUCUCGGUACCAAAUUUACUGGGUGAGAGUUCUUACGCUGGGUCAUGUAUAACGCCUGCAGUCGGAGGCGCAUUGCCCGAGCAGCCGAACUACGAGUACAGAGCCUGGCAGGCUCUUUCGAAAUUUGCCCUAAAAGCUCGCGACACCUCUGUUCGAACUGAACAGGUUGAAGUAUUGAGCAGGCUCGAAGGUAUUCUAAAGGGCACAGAAACGGAAAGCCAGUCGGGGCUUAUUGCACUGCUGCGAAAAUUCGGUGAGGCUGAUCUUCUCCCUGCACGACAGAGGUUGCCUACAAGUGGUCUUGUCUACGCAUCUGAAGAGGAAGUACUCAGCGCCGCGAACCUCGCUAAAAUCGCAAAGGAUAAGGUUUGGAGCAGUUCUGCUGUUUCUUCCCAAUUAAACUUUUAUUCAGCUGCUCCUACGAAGCUGAAUGCCAGAUCGAUGUCGGAGGACUUUCUUUUAUUCUUAUCCGCCUUCACUGAGGAUCUGCAAGCUCUAAGGGACUUAUCAAAACAACUUAUGAAAGUCGUCGAUCUCCUAAACUCCCAAUCAUCUCUAUUCGAGGUGGAGAACUAUGUGAAACUCAAGGAGGCUUACCGACUUCUGACUUAUUUGGUGUCUUUAAAGACACAAAAACUGCAGUCCGAACUUUUUAAAGGCUUGAGCCCAUCGCUAACAUAA